AUGACAAGUUUAUUUGACAAUUUGGCACGCCGCUUCCUUGGGCAGCAGUAUGCGCCUGUCAGCACUUCCGAGGACCCAGAAAGCCAGGUGCGGGUUCCGGGAUCGUUUGCAGCGACUCCCGAGGGUAAUCAAGUGGCGAAUUCCAAUGUUUCCGAGGGUCAUAAUCGAUUACCGGGGGAUGCACCUAUCGGCGAAGAACCUGCAACCGCGCCGCGGGCAGCAUUAACAUCGCAUAAUUUAAACCAUGUAUUGUUCCGAUUCAGCACCAUCUGCCAACUCCUCGUAUACAAGCCAUUGAUGGUGGUUCUGGUACUCAUUUGUCGCGUGGUUGCUGCUUUCAUCAACGUCAUCUAUUUCCGAGAUGAAUACGCUGCUACGGCAAAUAAUCCUUCAGACCCCAUCGACAAUGCCAAUAAGUUUAUCCGAGAGCUCGAAUAUAAUUUGCAACCAUCAGAACCAAUGCAUACGCUUCCGCCGUUUUUUCAAGGAAGUUACACCCAGGCUCUCUUUAUGGCCACCAACAGAGCCAAGUUUCUUUUUGUAUAUUUGGCACAUCCCCGCUCAGAAAAUUCUUCCGGAAUGUUUGAGAACAUCAUAACGGCUCCCGAAUUCACCUCUAUCUUUAAUGACCCAGACUACAUAAUAUGGGGCGGAGAUCUUACAAGUUCUGAGUCUUAUCAGCUUGCAAACUCGCUUAAUGUCACCAGAUUUCCAUUUCUUGGGCUUAUGUGUCUCACUCGUUCCACCACCAUGAUGCCUCUGGGUCCAGUAAAAUCAGCCCCCAAGAUUUCUUUGGUGCUGAAAGUUCAAGGACGGGUCAAGGAUCGUGCCAGGGCCCAGGCGAUCAUCAGCAAUAAAUUCAAAAAUCGAAUUAACAAGUAUGAGGCGGAUCUUCGAGAAAUUCGUCAUGAGUUAAUGAACAAGUAUAUGAGCCAGGUGCUCGUUAAACAACAAGAUAUAAGCUACCAGAACUCGUUGGCCCGUGACAAAGCCAAGAAACUUAAACGUGAGAGAGAAGGUAAAUUGCUGGCAUAUUUGCAGCUGAAAGUUGAACAUUUUUUGCAACUUCAAAAUUCGCAACUGCCAGAUUCUGCUCGUGUGGGCAUUCGGUUCUCCAAUGGAAAUAGAGUAACACUUACACUCCCAAGCACCACCAAAGUUGCAGAAAUCUACGAGUUUGUGGAAAUUCACAGAAGAGGAUACGACACUGAACCGCAAACUCUAAGCUCUCAAAAUGGUCAAAAUUCCCAAAAUUCUCUCAUGUCUCUCGAAAUUGCUCCUGACGACUUCAAGUUCAGCUUGGUUUCCUCGGUGCCUCCAAGAAGCCUGCUCAAAGAUUUUUGGGAAAGUUCUGUUCGAGAUGUCAAUUUCAUCUACCCCAAUGGAAUGCUUAUAGUAGAGGAUAUAUAG
Molecule: messenger RNA, 1410 nt
Organism: Meyerozyma guilliermondii ATCC 6260
Lineage: Eukaryota; Fungi; Ascomycota; Pichiomycetes; Serinales; Debaryomycetaceae
Exons: 1
Coding region: 1-1410 (469 amino acids)
Cellular component (GO): endoplasmic reticulum
Molecular function (GO): ubiquitin binding
Source: RefSeq, a predicted model, not a curated record